Anoplophora glabripennis (Asian longhorned beetle) is the source of this 2399-nucleotide messenger RNA. RefSeq names its product L-ascorbate oxidase (gene Mco1). NCBI's taxonomy places the organism in Eukaryota, Metazoa, Arthropoda, Insecta, Coleoptera, Cerambycidae. Gene Ontology annotation, cellular component: plasma membrane. The record is from RefSeq and is a predicted model, not a curated record. The transcript has 11 exons. The coding region runs from base 188 to 2263 and encodes 691 amino acids. Gene Ontology annotation, biological process: iron ion transport. Gene Ontology annotation, molecular function: copper ion binding; oxidoreductase activity.
UUAAAUCGCGGUAAGGAUUACCCCCUCCGCCAGCGCGAUUUUUAAAAAGUGUUAUAUUUGACGCUAUAUCUACAUUUCCGUUUUUUAAAUGUGUGGGUAUGCUCUAAAGUGGCUGUGACUUUUGUUUUGCAAGGGAGUGACCAUCUAGUGCCGAACGGUGGAUUUGCUAAUAACUGGAUUUCAUUAAAUGCAUGGAACAAUGUUUUUGGUAGUUUCGCUUCUCGUGAUUGGCACUGUUAAGGCGAAUGUUGUUUACAAGGAAGGACGUACGGAUGAUCAAAACGCCACAGACGUCCAUUUGGAAUACGUGCUUCUAAACGAAGACAACCCCUGUGCCAGAACUUGCACGCAGGGUGCUUCUCCUAUGAUCUGUCGGUACCACUUUAAAAUAGAAUAUUACCACACGCUCAGCAAGGCUUGCUACGAUUGCCCUCUCAACACUAGCGACUGUUUCCGACAGGACUGCGUCCCGGGUGACGGGCACAAGAGGGCUGUGGUCACCAUCAACAGACAGCUGCCUGGACCCACCAUAGAGGUAUGCCAAGGCGACAUCAUCGUGGCGGAUAUCACCAACAUGCUGAGCAGCGAGGGGACCACCAUCCACUGGCACGGGCAGCACCAGAAGAACACCCCGUAUAUGGACGGAGUGCCUUACGUCACCCAGUGCCCCAUCCUGCCCCACGACACCUUCAGGUAUACCUUUAAGGCGGCGCAGGCUGGGACGCAUUUCUGGCACUCCCACAUAGGGAUGCAAAGGGCGGACGGCGCCUUCGGGGCAUUCAUCGUGAGGGUACCGGAAGAACAAGAUCCACACUUCCAAUUCUACGAUUACGACCUUUCCGCUCACGUGAUCGCUGUGUUAGAUUGGGAGAAAGAAACGGGGUUGGAAAAAUUCUUGGCUCACCACCACAACGACGCCGACAACAAGCCUACGACUUUGCUGGUAAACGGUUUGGGGAGAUUUAAAGAAUUCGAUGACGGGACGAAUACGACUGUGUAUACCCCAACUGCCAGAUUUAAAGUGGAACAGGGAUACCGGUACAGAUUUAGGGUGAUUAACGCUGGGUUUUUGAACUGUCCUAUAGAGAUUUCAGUGGACAAUCACACGCUGAAAGUUAUCAGCACAGAUGGCAGUGACAUCGCACCAACCGACGCAACAUCCCUGGUGACCUACGCCGGAGAACGUUUCGAUUUCAUCCUCAACGCCGACCAGGACAAGGCCAUGUAUUGGAUGCGCUUCAGGGGCCUGAUGGACUGCGACGAGAGGUUCAAGCGAGCCCACCAGGUGGCCGUGUUGGAGUACGAAGGGUUGAACACGACUGUGGAUGAUUAUCCUGAGGGAGUCGCCGAUUACGAUGCCUCUCAUCACGAUGGAACCCAAAUAAAUGCUUUGAAUCGUGGUAUUGAAAGCAAUUCGACCUACAUCAGUAUGCCCCAGCUGGAGUCAUUGGAAAAAUGGGACACUUCUUUAAAGUCAAAACCUGAUCUUCAGUAUUAUAUUGCUUACGAUUUUUAUGAGCUGGACAAUUCUCACUUUCAUAAAGCACCAUACUACGGAUUUAAUAACAUAAGUGAUAUAAAUCUGGCCCUGCUCACACCCCAGUUCAACCACAUCUCCAUGAAGACGCCUUCAUUUCCGCUUCUUCCCCAAAGAAAUGAAAUAACUAAGGACAUGUUCUGUAAUAAAGAUACCGUCAAGGACAAAAACUGCGUCGAAAAUUACUGCGAGUGCCCUCACGGUAUACACGUGCCUUUGGACGCCGUCGUCGAGCUGGUCUUCGUCGACGAGGGCUUCGCCUACGACGCCAACCACCCCUUGCACAUCCACGGACACAAUUUCAGGAUAGUCGCCAUGGAGCGGCUGGGCGAGAACGUCACCGUGGAGGAGGUACAGGAUAGAGACAGGCAGGGACUCAUCAAGAGGAACCUGUUGGACGCCCCGCUUAAGGACACCGUCACCGUGCCCGACGGGGGGUACACUAUUGUCAGAUUCGUGGCGUCAAACCCAGGAUACUGGAUUUUCCACUGCCACAUAGAAUUCCACACGGAAAUCGGCAUGGCCUUGGUGCUAAAGGUGGGGGAAGACGACGACAUGUUGCCGGUUCCUCCAAAUUUCCCUAGAUGUGGGGAUUAUUUGCCGGAACCCACAACGUGCGAAGGCGACCACUGUGAUAAGUGUACAGACUGCAACAACGCUUCAAGAAUGAAGACAGUUUUGUUAUAUGUUAUUGUUUCUGUUAUUGCAAUCAUCCUUUUAAGGUAGUUUAAGUCAUCAUAAUGUUGCCUUAGGAGGCGUUUGCCGCCAUGUGAAUAUAUAGACUGAUUUAAAUCUAUGAAACUAUUUGUUAUAUAAUAUUUAAUGUUACGAUUGUAAAUUCUCUCUAAAUAUAAUUUUUCAU